Molecule: messenger RNA, 1191 nt
Organism: Linderina pennispora
Lineage: Eukaryota; Fungi; Kickxellomycota; Kickxellomycetes; Kickxellales; Kickxellaceae
Product: tRNA isopentenyltransferase
Exons: 3
Coding region: 1-1191 (396 amino acids)
Biological process (GO): tRNA modification
Cellular component (GO): mitochondrion
Molecular function (GO): tRNA dimethylallyltransferase activity
Source: RefSeq, a predicted model, not a curated record
AUGUCGCUGUUGCGCAACGGCCUGAUAGCAAUCACCGGCACCACGGGUGUCGGCAAGUCGCAGCUAGCAAUCGAGAUCGCGCGCGCAAUCAACGGCGAGGUGAUAAACGCCGACGCCCUCCAGGUCUAUCGCGGCUACCCCAUCAUCACCAACAAGGUGACUGAUGCCGAGAUGCUUGGCGUGCCUCACCACCUUCUGGGUACCAUCGGGUCCAGCACCGAGUACACUGUGCAGGACUUUGAGCGCGACGCACUGCAGAAAAUUGACGAGAUCCACAGGCGCGACCGCGUACCAGUGCUGGUCGGCGGCACCAACUACUACAUCCAGUCGGCAAUGUUCCGCACAGCGCUCGUCAGCUCCAUGUCUCGCGACGCUGAGGAGCCGCAGGCCGAGGUUGAGCGCGAGUUUGAAGCGACCAAUGCCUCAAGGACUAAUCAGGAGCUGUGGGAGGAGCUGAAAAAGGUCGAUGCGCCGAUGGCCGAGAAGUGGCACGUAAACAACCGCCGAAAGGUGCUGCGCAGCCUGGAGAUUCUGCACACUACCGGCAAAAGGCAUAGCGCGUGGGUCGAGGAAAGCGAGCAGGCCCGCAAAACUGCAGACACGCUGCGGUUCCCGACAUUGCUGUUCUGGCUUUACGCCGACACACCUGUGCUUAACACGAGGCUGGAUAACCGCGUUGACGAUAUGAUCGAGCGCGGCAUGUUCGACGAGCUCCAGGAGCUACACAGGGACAUGCAGGAUCCGAAGGCACUGGCGCCACUGGGCGAUGACUUCACAAGGGGCUUGACCCAGGCGAUCGGGUUCCGCGAAUUUAAGCCGUACAUGGAAGCCGACCACGAGGAUGACCGCCAGAAGCUGAAGGCGCAGGGUAUCGAUGACAUGAAGCCUCGUGCCUACGUUUUGGAUGCAACAGAUCUCGAAUCGUGGGGCGCCAGUGUCAAGCAAAAGGGCAUUGAUAUAGCAAAGCUGUUCACGAGCAAUGCUGAGCUGCCAGACCCAGCAUCAUUGUCUGACACUGCUGAGAAGCUGCUAUACGAGGUUUGGCUGAACGGCGACGACGAGUACAAGCAGCACAUGCGCUCGCGCCAACACAAAAAGAACACCAAGUACAAGAAGCGCAUGGCCGAGGCUGGCGACGCCCGGCGCAAGCGUGCCAAGGUCGCUGCCGCAGAGCAGGAUCCGGAUCUUUAG